AGGAAACUACAAUUCCCAGGAUGCACUUGAAAUUGCUGUGGCUACUGAACGGGGGAAGGGAAGCUGAGAUUGGAGGGAGAAACAAUCAGAAACUCAGAUACUGCGUGCUUCCUCCUUCAGAGUUGGACCGUACAAGAACUUUUUCUACAUGACCCACACCGCAAUAUCUUCUUGGCUUCUCCGCUGCAGCUGAGCUCACACAACAUCCCGGCUUUUGACAAACUGCAUUUGUUCUGGGUGCCAGAAUCAUGACGGUUCUUGGACGGGGAGAGCCCAGCCCCGAGAAGCAGCAGCAUCAUGCAGCUUCUGUUUGCCUGUGGUGGGGCUGAGCCGCCGAGGAGAGGAAGGAGGCAGGGUUUCAUGACACUACGCGCCAAUUCUGAGAAGAUCUCGUCGACUUGCAUACGCACGUUCCCCCACAAUCGAGGCUUGUGAAACCACCCGAACUCGGCUGCAGACAAGAAAAGAACAGGAAAAAAACCCCCGAAAUGAUCCAGACAAUAUGGAUCGCAGUGACGUUUCUGUAAAGUCCGGCUGUUGACAUGAAGAUCUCUGCGCAUGCGAGGAGAAAAUGAGAAAAGUGUAGAUAGAGACUUUGAGUCCCUCCAGGUGUGCACUACAGAAACCAUGCUGGCGUUUGCCCCGACUCCCCAGCCCAUCUCCGUUCAUGACUGCGGGAGCCUUUAGAGGCCACGAUCGGGAGCAACAUCAACAGUCAACACGAUUACGUGCAAUGGAAGAAAACAUUGACGUCACAUCACACACAGAGGGUCUGAAUGGUUUGUCACAUGAACUGAAGCCUGUAGAGGACAUCACCAAUGGACAUUCCACCUACAAGCCUGUCAUUAAUGGAGUGGCCAUAGGUCACAAUGGGAAAGACCACACCAACGGCAGCGCACCUUUCAGAUCUCUGCCGAUUUCAGCACUGAAGCAAAAUGGCAUCCUGCAGAACCUGACGGCAGGUGGAGACAAGCCCAGUCCCACAGAAGAACAAGAAGAUGCUGAGCUGGAAAAGGCCAGGCAGGAGUGGGAGGCUGUAGAUAACAUCCAACCAGCUCUAACUGAGGACUCAAACCCAACGCCUCUCAUCUCCUUCAAUGAAGCUCUGCAGUACUUCCAGACCACAGACCUUGGGGACUUGCUGAAAAACAUCCAGCCAACUAUUCGCAGGACCGGUCUGGCUGCGAUCGCACACUUCCUGUUCGGACCGCCGCGAUUGCACAGGGAGCUCCUGGAGGAGAGGGAUCUUGUCUUUGCCAUUGCACAGUGUCCUGUGGAUAACAGCCAAACAGUCCAUAUGCGUGUCCUGCAGACCAUACAUAAAAGGCUGAUUGGAACCAGGCUGGACUGUCCUCGCUACGGUCCGCACUGGGAAAACAUUGGCUUUCAGGGUUCUGACCCGGCCACUGACCUGCGUGGCACUGGCUUUCUUGGACUGAUGCACACUCUGUACUUCGUGAUGGACCCAGAAACUCUGCCGUUGGCAAGAGAUAUCUACAAGCUGUCGCAGCAUCCUACACAGAACUUCCCAUUCUGUGUGAUGUCAAUCAACAUGACCCGCAUUGCUUUGCAAGUCCUGAGAGAGGAGGCCCUGUCCAAGGAGUGCAAUCGUCGUCAGCAAGUGGUCGGUGUGCUCAAUGAGUUUUACGUUGCCACAUUUCUCCACGUCUACCAGCUGUGGAAGACCCAACAGAAGACGAUUGCUGACUCUGGCUUUGUGCUAAAAGAAGUGGAGCUGUUUGCCAAAAAGAACCCCAAGCAGAUGCUGCGCCGACUAGAGGUCUUCCUGAAGGAGAGGCAGGCGGGUGGGAUCCCCCGUGGGACGUCGCCGGACCCUCAGGCCCAACAGCCCUCUCCCAGCUUGGGGGGCUCCAGAGCUGGGAUAGGGCAGGGAAGCAGGGGAAAGGAGAUGCACUUCACCGGAGUGUGUGACCUCCCACCGGACAUGGAGGGAGAGGCCAGACUUAUCUAAACUAGAGUCAGUGUGUGCGUGCAUGCGUGUGUGUGUGUGUGUGUGUGUGCGUGUGCGUGCGUGCGCAUGUGAGCUAUCCUGUCCAUGAGUAAGUCCGACACUCGUAAGUGUGAAUGGCUCAGUCAAAGCAAGAACAGCUCGGCAGUCGCUGAUCCGAGGUCUGCUACCCGGAUCGACUCACACACUAUUCUUCCUACAAUGCUGGGGUGCUGCACUUUGAUCAGAUUAAGAUUGGUGAUCCUUCAGAGUUAUAUAUAAUUAUUGUUUUUAAUUUAUUCUUGAACCUCGGGACGUAGGUCUGUCAUAUGUAUAAAAAAAAGAUUUUUAAUGUAAGAUGUCAUUUAAAGAAAAAAAAAAAGAGCAAAAGGAAGUGAAUAUUUGCACUUUUCCGUAGUUGUCGUAGCCAAAUUAACAGCUGCCAAAUUCCUUUUGUUAAACUUGUCUAGAAGUCCAAAAUGAACAUGUUCAUGUCUGAAGGGUUUCUAAGCAAGGAACCAUGCAGCAGGAGAGCAGCGCCGUUUAAACCCAAACCGGGUCGAAGACGGUGUGCUGCUGUGCUGAGUGGAAGGAAUAAGACGAGAAACCCAGAGAGGUUUUUGAGUUCUUUCGGCAGGGAUCAGAAAUCAUUUGUAGUCCGUGUUUAUAGAAACCUUAGGCUCGAUCUGAAGGUGGGAUCAUUUUGCGCUAGGUGACUGAAACACAAGUCGCCUAGCGUAUGCGUGGAGAUAAAACCAGUCGAAACAGAUCAACUGGAUUCAGGUUUAGCGAACUACCCAUAAAUGGACUUUUAAAUAUCACUUUUGAAGACUACCAUCUUAAGAACAUUUGUCUGUUUGAUUCCGACUUCCCAGUUGUGCAUAAAAGCGCGUCAGACAGACGUCUUGGUGAAAAGCAGAAAUCUUCUAUCAGAACAUUUGUGAGUCGUCUCACUUCUUAACUUCUUCUUGCAAGUAGAGGAAAGAAGACUUUUCAUUGGUGUGGGUGUGUGAGUGUUAGGCAUGGGCCGGAAUGAGAUUGUCCUGGUAUGAUGAGCUUAAGUAAAAAAAGAAAUAUACCAUGGAAAUAUAUCAUGGUGUUGACCCCAAAAACUCAAAAUGAAAAAACUCUAAAACAUGACAUAAUUUCAUUACAGUCUAAUGUCAGAACAGAAAAGUCAGUUAAUCUUACUUAAUACAGCACUACCUACUUUCCACGCCAUAGUGUUUCUCGUUUUUUUAAAGAAACUACAUCCACUCAAAAUUGUCUGUCUUGUAAAAAAAAAAAAA
Poecilia reticulata (guppy) is the source of this 3237-nucleotide messenger RNA. It is a transcript of the gene elmod3, whose product is annotated as ELMO/CED-12 domain containing 3. Lineage: Eukaryota; Metazoa; Chordata; Actinopteri; Cyprinodontiformes; Poeciliidae. The record is from RefSeq and is a predicted model, not a curated record.